Miscanthus lutarioriparius is the source of this 1104-nucleotide messenger RNA. Lineage: Eukaryota; Viridiplantae; Streptophyta; Magnoliopsida; Poales; Poaceae. The record is from the annotation of a GenBank genome assembly.
AUGUCACCUCCAUGGGCCUCGUGGCAGAGGCCGACCCCGGCGUGGGACGCCACGUCCCUCGCCUCCGCCCUGAAGACCGCGGCCGCCUGCCACUCCGCGCCCCACGUCAGGCCACUCCACGCGGUGCUGCUUAAGCUCGGCCUCUCUACCUCCACCAUCCUCGCCACCCCCUUGGCGCACCUGGCGCUGCGAAGCGGGCUUCCACGGUACGCGCGGGAGUUGUUCGACGAAAUGCCCCGCCCGGACGUUGUCUCCUGGACAUCCCUCAUCACCGGCCACGCCCACCAGGGACUACACCGAGAAUCCCACGCGCUGCUUCGGCGCAUGGUGGGCUCUGGUGUCGGGCUCAACGGCUACUCCCUCUCCGGUGGAUUGCUGGCUUGUGCUGGUGUCGGCCAGGGUGCACUUGCUCUCGGGAAGGAAAUCCAUGCCAGUGACCAGUCGACCCGGUUGUGGAGAACGGGGUUCUUGACAUGUACUCAAGCUCUUCUUGGGAGUAGGCAGGCUGAGGAUGCACUGAGGUUGUUUGUUUCCAUGGUUUCUUGUGGCGUUGGCGUGGAUGGCUUCUUAUUCUCCAUAGUUGUGGAUGCGUGUGGGGAGCUGGCGUUAUUGAAGCAGGGGAUGCAGGUGCACUCACAGGUUGUUGGUAGUGGAUUUGAAGCAGAUGUCGUUGUCAGGAACUCCUUAAUCGAUAUGUAUGCAAAGUGUGGUUGUGUCGAUUCGGCCAAGCUUGUCUUCAAAGAAGUAUCAUCAAAUGAUGCUGUUCUUUGGACCACAACGAUCUCAGCUUAUGGCAAGUUUGGCCGUGUACAGGAUGCGGUCAGCAUGUUUGACAGGAUGGCAUACUUGGGAGUAAAACAAGAUGGCAUAGCAUAUCUUGUGGUUUUGUCAGCUUGUAGCCAUGGUGGACUUGUUAGAGAAGGUUGGUACUACUUCAAUUUGAUGUCUGAUGGUUCAAGCUCAGUUAAGAUGCAACCUGAGCACUACGGAUGCAUGGCAGAUCUCCUAUGCAGGAGAGGUUACCUAGAAGAAGCUCUUGAAUUCAUUGAGAAUAUGCCAUUUGACUCGAGCGUUGCUGCUUGGAGUGCGUUACUUAACUCAUAA